Molecule: messenger RNA, 756 nt
Organism: Rodentolepis nana
Lineage: Eukaryota; Metazoa; Platyhelminthes; Cestoda; Cyclophyllidea; Hymenolepididae
Source: the annotation of a GenBank genome assembly
AUGCUACAGAUCCACCUGUCACUCCCUACUUCUCCUUCCACACUCCUUUCUCCCGACGUCAUUUGGACCGUCGUCAACGAAGUCGAGAAGGGCCAGGGUUCAGGAAAAAUAGGGAAUUCCACUUCUCCCUCCUCCUCCUCCCCUCUUCUUAUCUCUCUUCCUCUAGACAUGUUCUCCGAUUUGCCAAGUCAGUUGGCUAUCGCGUCAAAUUCCACCCAAGUCGCAGUAACUGGAGACAUUGUUCUCUUUGCCGAACCACUCACCAUUUUCAAUCUAUCGGCGGCUGAAGCUAAUAGUGGGAAUAAUACUACAGAUUUGAGUUCCAGUCUUCUGCUACUCCUUAUUGUAUGCGUGCUCAUUCUCCUGCUUGGAAUACUCCUUUUGCCAGCGAGAUUGGGAAUAUUUUAUUGGCAGCGAUUCUGCUCCUUCUCAAUUUCCAGAUCGGUAAAGAGUCGUCGCUCGCGCAAGUUAACUGCCGCAACAAAGAAGGCAUUGAAACAGUUGCCGGUGAAGUGUCUUAAUCAAGUGGAUCCACUGAUCUCUGAGGGCUUCGACCAAUGUGCAAUCUGCAUCGAGCUCUUCAAACCACAGGACUUGAUUCGCAGUCUACCUUGCAGGUACUUCAUCUCCUUCAUGCAUUUACUCGUAAUUAUGUUAAUUAUGAGUUGCCUUUUUUGUAAAGUUUGCUCAUCGUGUGUAUCGACUUUUCUCGUCUUCAGCUUGGUGUCAUCUCGAAUUUCUGUGCUAGCUUACUAA